Talaromyces atroroseus is the source of this 762-nucleotide messenger RNA. RefSeq lists its product as hypothetical. NCBI's taxonomy places the organism in Eukaryota, Fungi, Ascomycota, Eurotiomycetes, Eurotiales, Trichocomaceae. The record is from RefSeq and is a predicted model, not a curated record. Bases 1 to 762 code for a protein of 253 amino acids. Gene Ontology annotation, molecular function: oxidoreductase activity, acting on the CH-OH group of donors, NAD or NADP as acceptor. The transcript has 4 exons.
AUGUAUUUGUUCUCCCUCGCAGGCAAAACUGCCCUCGUAACCGGGGCUAGUCGUGGUAUCGGACAGGCCAUGGCAAUUGGUCUAGCCGAUGCGGGUGCUGACAUUGUUCUUGUUCAGCGGAACGAAAACGAUUUUGCUACCAAAGCGGCUAUCGAAGGUAUAGGCCGCAGAUGCAGCAUUGUCGUUGCUGAUCUCAGUGAACGCAAGGCAGUUCAGGGCCUAGUUGACAGGGUGAUCCAGUCACAUCGAAUUGAUAUCCUCGUCAAUGUCGCUGGCAUAAUGUGCCGCUGUGACGCUGCUGAUUACUCCGAGACAGAUCUAGACCGAGUGAUGGACGUGAACUUCAAUAGCAUGUUUAUACUCUGUCGAGACAUGGGGAAAUAUUGGAUCGCCAACAAAAUGCACGGUCGUCUCAUUAACACGGCCAGUUUGGCUACGUUUCAAGGGGGAAUUCGCAUGGCGGCAUAUUCUGCCAGUAAAGGAGCUGUUGGUCAGCUCACAAAGGCUUUGAGUAAUGAAUGGGCCGGUUAUGGUAUUCGUGUCAAUGCCAUUGCUCCAGGAUAUAUCGCAACAGACAUGAAUAUUGACACACGCACCAAUCCCGAUCAGACGUAUUAUGAGUCCAUCUUGACGCGAAUCCCGACGGGCAGAUGGGGAAGGCCUGAAGAGUUCAAAGGCCCGGCUGUAUUCCUAGCAUCUGAUGCUAGCUCAUACAUAACAGGCGAAAUUAUCGUGGUCGAUGGGGGGUGGAUGGCUCGUUAG